This is a messenger RNA of Soboliphyme baturini, 723 nucleotides long. NCBI's taxonomy places the organism in Eukaryota, Metazoa, Nematoda, Enoplea, Dioctophymatida, Soboliphymatidae. The record is from the annotation of a GenBank genome assembly.
AUGAUCGAAGAAAAGGUGGAAAUGGCAGACGUCCCGCUUACCACUGCCGUCGACGGCGAACACAUGACAGAGAAUACCGAAGAGAAAGAGAAAAAAGGUAUGACGGGCGCCAAGCAUCGGUUCUCGUUGGCCAAUCCGUUCACUCGCAAGCAUGUGUCAGCCGUGACAAAGACCGAAGAAGAGGCGACAAAACAAGAAGCAAAGAGUUGCGAAAAAACAAACAAACAGCCUCGUCAUUGGUUCACCUUCCACAACAAACACUACGACCAAAUGGACAAUGCCGAAACGAAAGAGGAGACGACCACUGUGGCGCUAAACCUGAUGGAUCGCGACGAAAAGAACAUCAAUGACCAUGUCAAGCUAUCUUUCGAAGACGUGCUGGCCGAACCGGACAGCUCCCAUUCGUUGGACUGCACUUGGCGCCUGACGCACCGCGUGUUUACGAACGUGCAAAAGGUCGUAUAUCGAUUUCUGGCCCUCAUACUUGCCUUACCGUGUGCAAUUGUUUGGGCAGUAAUCCUCGCCGUACUGACCUCUAUCUACAUCUGGAUUUGCACACCGCUUCUUGCGGUGCUUAGCAUGCCGUUCAACUGCCUCUUCAAAGUAUGGAGUUUCUUGGUGCGGUCUACGUUGGACCCUUUGUUCCACUCCGCGGGUCUGUGUGUGAAUUCGAUCCAGAUCAGAAGAACCAACGUAUGCCUGAACCCUCAGGUAUGCCCGUAG